This is a messenger RNA of Spea bombifrons (plains spadefoot toad), 2214 nucleotides long. It is a transcript of the gene DCAF15, whose product is annotated as DDB1 and CUL4 associated factor 15. The transcript has 13 exons. The record is from RefSeq and is a predicted model, not a curated record. Lineage: Eukaryota; Metazoa; Chordata; Amphibia; Anura; Pelobatidae. The coding region runs from base 37 to 1803 and encodes 588 amino acids. Gene Ontology annotation, cellular component: Cul4-RING E3 ubiquitin ligase complex. Gene Ontology annotation, biological process: protein ubiquitination.
UGGUUUGUUGCCGGAAGCGACGGCACCGGCGCGGAGAUGGCGCCGAGCUCGAAAUCCGAACGGGGAGGGAACCGGAAGUGGGGACCAAAGGACCAUGUGAUCCGGCAACUGGACCGGGUCAAGAUCACAGGUCAGCUGUCUCCACGCCUCUUCCGGAAACUUCCGCCGCGGCUCUGUGUGUCUCUGCGCAAUAUCGUGGAUGAAGAAUUUCUGAAAAAGGGUCACAUCUUCCUGGGUUUCACCAAAUGUGGCCGCUUCGUGCUGUCGUACACCAGCGACGUGCUGGAUGACGACUUCUCCUUCUACUCGUAUCACUUGUACUGGUGGCAGUUCCAGGUGCACAGCAAGCUGCGGCUGGUGCGACAGGUGCGUCUGUUCCAGGACGAGGAAAUCUACAGCGACCUGUUCCUGACGGUCUGCGAGUGGCCGAGUGACACGUCCAAGGUCAUCGUCUUCGGCUUCAACACAGCUGACGUGGUCGCUCACACUGUCUGUCUCUCCCUUCCUAGCACCUCUGGAAAUGGAAUGUUGAUGAACAUGAUGAGCGAUGAGAACCACCGGGACAUAUAUGUGAGCACGGUAUCUGCCCCGCCGACCUCCCCCUGCAGCGACUGCAGGGAGUCAUCAGCAGGUCCGUGCCUCUUGCAUAGCUUUAUGUUGCACACAAAGUACCAGGUGGUCUAUCCCUUCCCCACCUUCCAGCCUGCGUUCCAGCUGAAGAAAGACCACGUGGUUCUACUCAACACGAGCUACUCGUUGGUGGCCUGCGCAAUAUCUGUGCACCCGGCAGGAAACAUUAAGCCCAGCCAGAUCCUGUUCAGCAAGCAUAGCCACCAUCACACGUCCCGCAGCCCUGCCUCCCCCUCUGGACCCUCUUCCCCAAGUAGCGACUCGCCUCCUCCACCCGAGAACGCCUGCCUCAGCCCCCCGGGGACCCCGCCGGCCGUCGCCCGCGCCCGAGAGUUUGUGGCCGGCAUUUUCCGGCGUGCGCGGGAAGCGUCGGGGUUGGAGUCCCAGGAGAAAGCGGAUGAUGCGAGGGCCGGGCCGAGCAGAGAAAUCUCCCCGCGGUCUUCCGGUCCGGACUCCCCUGCUUGGCAUCGCGUUUCCGGUGAGGGGUCUUCGCGGGCCAACAGCAACCUGUCGGAGGAACCCAGUUACGUUAACUACACGCGCCUUCGCUACAUCCUCGGCGAGGUGACCGAAUCUGACCAAGAGAGCGAGUAUGAAGAUGACAAGAUUUCUCUGCCUUUCCUGGUCACCGACCUCAAUGGGCGCCACCUGAAGCCGAUGAAAGAGAAGCCUUCAUUCCAGGGCCAGCACCUCAGCGUCGAGCAGCUGACGCUGGACUUCGAGUACGUGAUAAACGAGGUGAUCCGACACGACGCCUCCUGGUCCCGGCAGUUCUGCUCCUUCAGCGACUACGAUAUCGUAAUCCUAGAGAUGUGUCCCGAGACCCACCAGGUGAUAAUAAACAUCGGACUGCUGCUCCUCGCCUUCCCAGCCCCGCACGAGGAAGGCCAGCUGAGGCCGAAGACGCAUCACACCAGCCUGAAGGUGGCGUGGGAUCUGCACACGGGGAUUUUCAGCACGCUUAGCGUGGGUGACCUGAUCGAGGUCAAAGGUCAGACGAGCGGCAGCGUCUGGAGCUCGUACCGGAAGAGCUGCGUCGACACCGUUAUGAAGUGGUUGGUCCCGGAGAGCAGCGUGCGAUAUGUCAACCGCAUGACGAACGAGGCCCUCCAUAAAGGCUGUUCCCUGAAGGUUUUGGCCGACAGCGUGCGAUACACGUGGAUUGUGCUCUAACCUCGCGCGGCUCGGUGACUUUGAACGCUACCUCUGUGCAAAUCUCUUGGUGCAACCCUGUUGGGAAGACAUGGCGGGCGAUCGCCCCGCUCGCCAUGUUACCGGACCCAGCAACUGGUCUGGGCAGCGCCAGUUUACGUGUUAUCUGAUUUAUACAGGUCCCGGGCCUGUGGCAUUCCCUGCUAAUAAGAUUUAACCCUUUUAUUUUCUCGCUGCCGGGGUUAAUUCAGUAUCCGUUUGUGGGGUGUUUUUUUUUUUUUUUUUUUUUUUCUGGACUGAUCAGAACAAAGCAGAAUUGUUAUUUUUUAUCGGCAUGUAGAUAUCUGUAUAAAUAUAUAGCGGCCCCCUGUUCGUUGUUUAUGUAACUACCCUUAUGAAAAUAAAUCACAUUGUUUCCGAUUUACAAAGGAA